Molecule: messenger RNA, 1860 nt
Organism: Stegostoma tigrinum
Lineage: Eukaryota; Metazoa; Chordata; Chondrichthyes; Orectolobiformes; Stegostomatidae
Product: syntaxin-7-like
Exons: 10
Coding region: 217-1020 (267 amino acids)
Biological process (GO): vesicle fusion; vesicle-mediated transport; intracellular protein transport
Cellular component (GO): SNARE complex; membrane; endomembrane system
Molecular function (GO): SNAP receptor activity; SNARE binding
Source: RefSeq, a predicted model, not a curated record
AGUAUAGAGCUGUUUGUGAGGAAGGGAGCAUUGAGCCAGGGAACUCUCUUGAAGGACGUUCUUAUGAGUGCGUCUGUGUGGAGGAAUUGAUCCCAACCGACAAGAAUGACCAGACAGUCCCAGAUCUCAGAAAUAAUCAAAAGGAAGAUUGUUUGGACUUCUGAUGUUGGUCAAUUGAAUCUCUCACUGGAGUUUUAUUUAAACUGCUAACCAGCCAUGAUUUCGAAUAGGAACGAUGGUCACUUGGAAGAAACUAGUUCAUCUUUAGAAGCACAAAAGCUUGCUCAUGUUAUAAGUUCAAAUAUCCAUAAAAUUGCACAAUAUUCUGCAGAAAUCCAAAAGACUUUGAGCUACUUCGGUAAACCUGAGGAUAAUAUUGAACUUCGACACCAGCUUCAGCAGAAGCAGCAGUUAGUCAACCACCUUGCUAAAGAAACUGAGAAGAACCUAAAGGAAUUUGGAUUAAUAAAAUCUUUAACUGACCAGAGGCAAAGGAAGAUAAUGAAAGAUCGUUUAGUAGCAGAAUUCACUACAGCACUCACUAAUUUUCAAAGAAUCCAACGAGAAGCUGCAGAAAAGGAAAAAGAAUUUGUAGCAAGAGUACGUGCUGGCUCACGUCUGUCUCAAGGUUUACCUGAUAACGAAAGUGAUGGGAAACUGUUGCCAUCUGGCCGCCAAAAUCAGGUUCAAGAUGAAAUAGAAGAUGGAAUUACAGUGGAGGACUUGGAGCUUAUCAAAGAACGAGAGUCUGCAAUUAGGCAGCUAGAGUCUGAUAUCCUGGAUAUUAAUGAAAUAUUUAAAGACUUGGGAAUGAUGAUUCACGAGCAAGGAGAUCUAGUUGAUAGCAUAGAAGCCAAUGUGGAAACUGCUGAAGUACAUGUUCAGCAAGCAAACCAACAACUAAGCAGAGCAGCAGAAUAUCAGCGCAAAUCUCGUAAGAAGAUGUUCAUCUUAAUUAUGUUAUUGGUCAUCAUAGCUGUGAUAGUGGGAAUCAUUAUCUGGGUUUCUGUGAAAAAAUAAAUUCAGAAGAUUUAACAUAGAUAUUGCAUUCAAAUACUGGCAUAACAUUAAACAUCAAUAGAGUCAGGGUUAUGUACUGAUGCCUAAUUCUUUAUUCUAAUAAAUAACAUUGAAAAUUAAACAGAUAUCCAAAGUAUGCUUUCUAACAAUAUAAUCAGAAAAUGUAAUUUAUAAAUUAAGAUGCUGUGCUUUGCAAAUUCAAAUGUCACCGAUCUAAUAAUAUACAUUGUCAAGUCUCGUGAUGCUUGUAACAACAUCGUGGAAAUUUUUCUCCCCCAUACCAGGUUGCCAUAAUCUUAAUCUUUCAAAUUCUGUUAACAAUUGUAGAUUUUAUUUUAGUUUUACCUAAUUUCCAGGCAAAAGGCAUUCCUAUUGGUAGAAGUAUGCCUGGUCCAGUGCCAAAACUGCUUUUCUCAUUUUUUAAAAUGGUGCCAGUUUAACCUAUUUUCUAUUCUUAUUUGCCUGUUGACAGCUUUGGCUUUGUGCCUGCUUAUAAUCACUAAAUGACAUUAGAAUGCACUCAGUAAUAUCAAUAGUAAGUAUCUAUAGACUUCUUUGUAAAAAGUAACUUGCAAUUGUCUGAUGUUUGCAACAUUUGCACUGAAUAAACCUAGUCUGACUUUGUAACACAUACACCCCUUUGUAUUGUGUGUAAUCUUGAUGAACAAUGCAGAAAGGACUAUAUUUGUAUUCCGGGGGAUGUAUCAUGCAUUUUAAUACAAAUUGUGCCAUUUCGAGAUUAUAUGCUUUGCAUAUGGUUUUUCAGACUUGGACCUAAAAAUUAGACUAGAUUGUAUAACAAAAUGCAAAAAUGCUGCUUAAAUAAACUAUUUGUCAAUA